Esox lucius (northern pike) is the source of this 2822-nucleotide messenger RNA. Its product is annotated as zinc finger protein 271-like. Gene Ontology annotation, biological process: negative regulation of transcription by RNA polymerase II; regulation of cytokine production; regulation of immune system process. NCBI's taxonomy places the organism in Eukaryota, Metazoa, Chordata, Actinopteri, Esociformes, Esocidae. Gene Ontology annotation, molecular function: DNA-binding transcription factor activity, RNA polymerase II-specific; RNA polymerase II cis-regulatory region sequence-specific DNA binding. The coding region runs from base 138 to 2210 and encodes 690 amino acids. The record is from RefSeq and is a predicted model, not a curated record. Gene Ontology annotation, cellular component: nucleus. The transcript is spliced from 3 exons.
GACUGGUGCAAGCUGCAGUUAGACCCUAUUGACAAUUUAAGCAGAACAGGAAGAAGAAUUUGUAUCAGCAGUUGGUUUAAUAGUUUAAGACAUCUGGAACUUUUUCUGGAUUACGAAUAUAGAUCAAUUUCGCUAAAAUGCAGAGGGAGGACAAACCCAGCCUGCUGUUCUCCUUCCACACUGAGCCCAAACAAGAGUCUCUGGAUUCUGAUUAUGAAGCUCAAUGGGCAUUGGGGGAUUCAGAGAUGGCAUCAGUAAAGCUGCAGGAAAAAAGUCAAAAACUGGGCCUGAAUGUUAUCAUCAAAGAUAAAGAGGAGGAGAAGAAUGUGGUUAUCAUUAAUUAUGGAGAGGGAGAUUUACUCAUUCAAGAUGGGAUUCCUGAAGUGGAGACACUUGGAGAGAAACAACAGGAAGACUAUAAUCAUAAGAAGUCUCACCACUGUCCCCACUGUGAAAAACAUUUCUCAUUUCUAUCACUGUUAAAAAAACACAUCAAGAUGCAUACCGGACAGAAGCCUUACUCCUGUUCUGACUGCGGGAAGUGUUUCUCUCGAUUAGAUCACCUUAAAAUUCACCAGCGCAUACAUACUGGUGAUAAGCCUUACUCCUGUUCUGACUGUGGGAAGUGUUUCUCUCAAUCAGGUAACCUUAAAAUUCACCAGCGCAUACAUACUGGUGAAAAGCCUUACUCCUGUUCUGACUGUGGGAAGUGUUUCUCUCAAUUAUGUGACUUUAAAGUUCACCAGCGCAUACAUACUGGUGAUAAGCCUUACUCCUGUUCUGACUGUGGGAAGUGUUUCUCUCAAUUAGGUAACCUUAAAGUUCACCAGCGCAUACAUACUGGUGAAAAGCCUUACUCCUGUUCUUACUGUGGGAAGUGUUUCUCUCGAUUAGAUGACCUUAAAGUUCACCAGCGCAUACAUACUGGUGAAAAGCCUUACUCCUGUUCUGACUGUGGGAGGUGUUUCUCUCAAAUAGGUGACCUUAAAGUUCACCAGCGCAUACAUACUGGUGAUAAGCCUUACUCCUGUUCUGACUGUGGGAAGUGUUUUUCUCAAUUAGGUAACCUUAAAAUUCACCAGCGCAUACAUACUGGUGAUAAGCCUUACUCCUGUUCUUACUGUGGGAAGUGUUUUUCUCAUUUAGGUCGCCUUAAAGUUCAUCAGCGCAUACAUACUGGUGAUAAGCCUUACUCCUGUUCUGACUGUGGGAAGUGUUUCUCUCAAUUAGGUCACCUUAAAAUUCACCAGCGCAUACAUACUGGAGAGAAGCCUUACUCAUGCUCUGACUGCGGGAAGUGUUUUAUCUUAUCAUCUGUACUUCAUAGACAUCAGAGAGUACAUACUGGUGAUAAGCCUUACUCUUGUUCUGACUGUGGGAAGUGUUUCUCUCAAUUAGGUAGCCUUAAAAUUCACCAGCGCAUACAUACUGGUGAUAAGCCUUGCUCCUGUUCUGACUGUGGGAGGUGUUUCUCUCGAUUAGAUGACCUUAAAAUUCACCAGCGCAUACAUACUGGUGAUAAGCCUUGCUCCUGUUUUUACUGUGGGAAGUGUUUCUCUCAAUUAGGUCACCUUGAAUUUCACCAGCGCAUACAUACUGGUGAUAAGCCUUACUCCUGUUCUGACUGUGGGAAUUGUUUUUCUCAAUUAGGUAACCUUAAAAUACACCAGCGCAUACAUACUGGUGAUAAGCCUUACUCCUGUUCUUACUGUGGGAAGUGUUUUUCUCAUUUAGGUCGCCUUAAAGUUCAUCAGCGCAUACAUACUGGAGAGAAGCCUUACUCGUGUUCUGACUGCGGGAAAGGUUUUAUCUUAUCAUCUGUACUUCGUAGACAUCAGAGAGUACAUACUGGUGAUAAGCCUUACUCUUGUUCUGACUGUGGGAAGUGUUUUUCUCAUUUAGGUCGCCUUAAAGUUCAUCAGCGCAUACAUACUGGAGAGAAGCCUUACUCUUGUUCUGACUGUGGGAAGUGUUUUUCUCGAUUAGGUAACCUUAAAAUUCACCAGUGCAUACAUACUGGUGAUAAGCCUUACUCCUGUUCUGACUGUGGGAAGUGUUUUAUCUCAUCAUCUAAACUUACUAGACAUCAGAAAGUGCAUACUGGUGAGAAGCCUUACAUGUCCACAGAAGCUUCCUCACUUCCUCAAACAGAAGCUUCCUCACUUCCAUCAUAUCCUGGUAGAGACUUACAGAAUGAGUUGGUGACAUGAAAGGGGAAACAGUAGGAGGGGUUGGGUUGUUCGGAUCACUUUAUACUGGAUGUGUCUUUCUAAAUUUUAAAUCCUUCUAUAUUUGCAUAGAUUCUGUAUGUCGGUAUUAAAGAUCUGCUUCAUGAUUUGGACAAAUUUUGAGUACUUUUUCUUUUUUGUUGAGGAAAAUAGUCCUUGAGAAGCCAAGGCAGUAUUGCCUGCAAGCCUGAGUUAAAAAAAUAACUUCUGUGUUCUGUGUUUUUAUUGUGUGUUUGUGUGUUCUGAUACGACCUUUUGAUACAUAGGGCACGAAAUUGGCUUUAAUCACUUUGAUAUUCAUUUAAUGUACAAACUGCCUAAAUAUAGUUUGAUAUUGUGUUACCAGAAUAGACAGCACAAUUAUCUAAGAUCUAGUAGGGCUAGAAGAUUAUGUGGCACAGUUUACCCCAUUAGUUGUCUAGAUGGUAUUUCAUUAAGAUUGAUCAAUAAUCUGAUAUUGUUAGCUGUGUUACAGGUUUGAUAGAAAAAAAGUUUAGUUUUAUUCUGUUUGACUGCAUUGUAUUUUUCUUGUUUUAUGUAGAAGAUUACUUGAGAUUAUUGAUGAAUGUAUGUUUUGUUACAAGUUUACACUGU